AUGGGGCUCCUGUCGGGGGUGGCCGUGGUCCUCCUGCUGCUGUUGCACAGCACACAGUCAGUCUACAUCCAGUACCAAGGCUUCAAGGUGCAGCUGGAAUCCGUGAAGAAGCUGAGUGACCUGGAAGGGCUGCAGAUGACCCACAGCAGCAAGAGCCCCCAGCCUGCUGUGUGCUACCACCCGGGGCUGCCCCUGGACCUCCGGCCCAUCUGCGCCUCGCAGGAAGCGGCCAGCAUCUUCAACACCUUGAGACACAUCGCCAUGGACGACUGUGAGCUAUGUGUGAACGUCGCCUGCACCGGCUGCUUCUGA
Messenger RNA from Lepus europaeus (European hare), 312 nucleotides. It is a transcript of the gene GUCA2B, whose product is annotated as guanylate cyclase activator 2B. The coding region runs from base 1 to 312 and encodes 103 amino acids. The transcript has 3 exons. Gene Ontology annotation, cellular component: extracellular region. The record is from RefSeq and is a predicted model, not a curated record. Gene Ontology annotation, molecular function: guanylate cyclase activator activity. NCBI's taxonomy places the organism in Eukaryota, Metazoa, Chordata, Mammalia, Lagomorpha, Leporidae.